Molecule: messenger RNA, 472 nt
Organism: Paramecium octaurelia
Lineage: Eukaryota; Ciliophora; Oligohymenophorea; Peniculida; Parameciidae
Source: the annotation of a GenBank genome assembly
GAUGGAAAGAAAUCCAGAGAAAUUUAAAAAUGAAUUCCAACCUUCAUAGGAUUUUAGUUUGAAGUAAGGAUAGAAAAUCUAAAUAUCUUUGGGAGAAGGAAAUCAAUAAAAGAAGUAAAUAUAGUAAAAAGGGUAAACCAAUUUGUCUGAAUUUAAAUUUGCACCUCCACCUGAUGCAGGCGAUUUUGGUUAAUUUUCAUAACCAGUUCAACAACAACCAACUUAAACAGUGUAAAAUAGCUGGGGUAACUUUGAUUUCAACUCUUGGAAUCAACCAAGUGUACCAUAGUAGAAUGCAUUCUAACAGGCUCCUCCACAAUAGUAAUAAUAAUUUGGAUUCGGAUAACAAUAUCAAUCAUAGCCUUAAUAAUAAUUUAAUCCCUAACCUUAGGCAUUUACAAACUAAUCAUAACCAUAAUAAUAAAAUUAAGCAAAGACAAAGGAAUUGAAUUUAUUGGAUUUAUGAAUGCAC